CGGACCCUGCGGUGGACGCGGCCCCAAUGUGAGGCGGCGGCGGCGGCAGCGCCCCCCUGGCCCGAGCGAGCGCGCACGAUGGGGGCCCCGCUCGCCGUGGCGCUGGGCGCCCUCCACUACCUGGCACUUUUCCUGCAACUCGGCGGUGCCACGCGGCCCGCCGGCCAUGCGCCCUGGGACAACCACGUCUCCGGUCACGCCCUGUUCACAGAGACGCCCCACGACAUGACGGCACGGACAGGUGAGGACGUGGAGAUGGCCUGCUCCUUCCGCGGCAGUGGUUCCCCCUCCUACUCUCUGGAGAUCCAGUGGUGGUACGAGCGUGGCCACAGGGACUGGACCGACAAGCAGGCUUGGGCCUCCAACCAGCUAAAAGCAUCUCUGCAGGAAGACGCGGGGAAGGACGCCACCAAAAUCAGUGUGGUCAAGGUGGUGGGCAGCAACAUCUCCCACAAGCUGCGCCUGUCCAGGGUGAAGCCCACGGACGAAGGCACCUAUGAGUGCCGGGUCAUCGACUUCAGCGACGGCAAGGCCCGGCACCACAAGGUCAAGGCUUACCUGCGGGUGCAGCCCGGCGAGAACUCAGUCCUGCAGCUGCCCGAAGUUCCCCCCGCCGCGCCCGCGCCACCGCCGCCCAAGCCGGGCAAGGAGCUGCGGAAGCGCUCGGUGGACGAGGAGGCCUGCAGCCUCUAGACUUGCUCCCCGCGCCGCUGGACCCCGGGGACAGGACUGCCGGGCUCCAGCCGCCCCCCGCCCCGGCCCGCGG
Messenger RNA from Suncus etruscus (white-toothed pygmy shrew), 766 nucleotides. RefSeq names its product V-set and transmembrane domain containing 2 like (gene VSTM2L). The transcript has 4 exons. The coding region runs from base 79 to 693 and encodes 204 amino acids. NCBI's taxonomy places the organism in Eukaryota, Metazoa, Chordata, Mammalia, Eulipotyphla, Soricidae. The record is from RefSeq and is a predicted model, not a curated record.